Protopolystoma xenopodis is the source of this 624-nucleotide messenger RNA. Lineage: Eukaryota; Metazoa; Platyhelminthes; Monogenea; Polystomatidea; Polystomatidae. The record is from the annotation of a GenBank genome assembly.
AUGACCAUCACAACCCAUUGGAAGUCUAUUGCCCUCUUAUGCAUAGGAACUCCGGUUGUCUGCUAUAGUAUAUGUAUAUUACUGAAUUUAACCAUAGGACAUCGGACGGCAUCAUGCUCAAGUAAAGCGGCUGAUUACUCCGAGGAUGAAGCAACUAAGUCACCUUAUGAUCAAGCGAUGUUUUUCAAGAACCGAGGAAAUAAAUUUUUUAAGGCUUCGCGCUACGAACAAGCCAUUGAGUGCUACACAAAUGCUCUUAAAUGCUGCCCCGAGGAGGCCGUGAAUGAACGCGCAACAUUUUAUCAAAAUAGAGCCGCUGCAAAUGAAAAUCUGAAAAAUUUUGAAGCUGCCCUCAGUGACAUUAAUUCAGCUCUUGAGCUCUCUCCUAAGUAUCUUAAGGCCCUUAAUCGUAGAGCGCAUUUGUUUGAAAAGCUGGAUCGACUGCAGGAGUGCCUCCUUGAUGUCACUGCAUGCUGUAUAUUCGAACAGUUUCGGAACGCUGAAAAUGUGCUCUGUGUUGAUCGUGUUCUAAAGCGGCUCGGCCAACAAAAAGCAAAAGAAGAGCGUCCCAAUCUACCACGAGAAUUGCCAUCCACACUGUUCAUCCAAAAUUACUUAGGGUGA